Molecule: messenger RNA, 4095 nt
Organism: Nerophis lumbriciformis (worm pipefish)
Lineage: Eukaryota; Metazoa; Chordata; Actinopteri; Syngnathiformes; Syngnathidae
Source: RefSeq, a predicted model, not a curated record
AUGGUGGGACUAAGGAACCGCUCCACGUGGGAUCCGCUGCUGCUCAAGUCGUCUUGCAUCAAAUCCUGUGCCAUCGGCUGCUCAUUGGGCAUCACGGCGCACCUCACAUAUGCUAAUGCAGAUAAAGACCCUGUUGAUGGUGUGUUUGUGUGCCCUCUCGGAGAAAAGGAGAUCGUGGUAGGCUUUGAGGCAGCCAUUGCAGGACGUAUGAUGGGUGUUCAGAUCCAGAACCGGGGCAAGCUGAAGGACUGCUGCUUAGAUUGCUGCCCCUGUACCGAAGGACGGGAAUGGAACUGUUGCAGAAGCUCCAGCUUGGAUAUGCAGUGCACCAAUGGGCAUCUCAUCCUGGAUGAAGAUCUAGAAAGAAACACCUUCAUCGUGGCCACGGGCCUGAUCGGUCCCAUGGAUAUAGUGACCAUCAUCAUGAAGACCACAGUUGAACUGCCUACGUUAGAAAAUGGAGCAAUCCACAUUGUCUACCCGACAUUACUGACACCCAUUGUCACGCACAUGACUGCGAGCAAGAGUGAAACUGGAGGGAAAUCAGAAGAAACCGGCUCAACCAGCUGUUUUAGUGGCACCUCAGGAAAACCGGAACGGGUUCUUGAUUCUGAGCAGCAGUACUGUGCACAUGCCAUCUUUACCAGUCCAGCUGCCACUUUGGCUCCUUAUGAGCUCAACUUCCAACUGCUGGUUCGAGGGGCUUGUCUGCUGGCCGGACUGGAGAGCCCAACUCAUGCCUUGAGAGCAGAUGCUGACCCCAGCGCCCAAAGUGCCUCCGCCACGUACAUCACCUUAGCCCAGGAGCAUCCCUAUGACAGACACAUAGAGAUCAUCCUUCACCUCAGUGAACCGCACAGCCCGCUCGUCAUAAUCGAGAAAGGAAGGCUCUCCUUCAGCCAGUACGAACAGCACAUCCUCUCACGACGGGAUUUCAUUCGUUGCACCCGCAAAGAUCCAGAACCUGAGAGAAAGGUGGAGUUUGUACGGAAGCGCUACCACAAGGACAUCUUGAACAACCCGGUGUUGAUGCUCAAUUUCUGUCCCGAUUUCUUGGGAGAACCUCUAGAAUUGAACAAAGCCACCAGAGAAAUAUUGUUCCUUGUUGACUGGAGCGGCGGCACGAACGGAAGCAACAUUGGUCGUGUAAAAGAAGCCCUGACAGUGGCGUUGAAGAGUCUCCCUUCCGGCACGCUGCUCAACGUUGUCAGCUUCGGCACCCCCAUGAAACCUUUGUUCACAGCCAGCAAACUCUGCACGGAUGUCAUACUGAUGCAGGCCUAUGAAUAUGUCCAAAGGAUGAGAGCGGACAUGCGAGGAAUCAACCUACUGGCGACGCUGUCCUGGGUGUAUCAACAGCCUAUGCAGCGUACACACCCUCGCCAGGUCUUUAUCAUUACAGACGGUUCCAAAAACAACGUGGCUAAAGUUUUGGAGCUGGUACGCAGAAACACUUGCGCUGGCAGAUGUUUCGGUUUAGGCCUUGGUUCCCGUGCAUGUAGGCGACUCCUGCAGGGUGUUGCCAAGUUGACAGGAGGUACGACAGAAUUUUUGGAAGAUGAGGAAAGACUUCAGCCCAAGCUCAUCAAGUCUCUGAAAAAAGCCCUGGAGCCUGUGUUGACCGAUAUGCGGAUUGACUGGUAUCUGCCUGAAAACAUGGAGGCUCUUCUUUCACCCAAUGAAAUCCCUGCGCUCUACCCGGGAAAUCGUCUUAUUGGAUAUUGCACGCUUUAUGACAUGACGACAUUUAAAACCAAAAAGACAGAGUGUCAAGAGCUCGGCUACAAGCGCACACGUAACGUUUCUGUGGGCUCUGUUUUUUGCCCGUCAAAUGACGACAUCUCACCUCCGACAUCUGAGCUCAUGCCUGCGGUCACUUGUCCGGAAGGUAACGACCUGGAGGAGGCGCUGAGGGAAAUCUCCAGAGAAAUCUCCUCUGAGUUCUCCUGCGCUAAAGACGCUUACCACAGUAUGGAUGUAGACUGGUCCAGCGAUGUGAGAUCGAGAAUCCAACAGAGCUCCUAUGUCCAGGAGCAGUACGUCCUCACUCACUGCUCCCUCAGCAGCGAACAGAGUCUCCCCACACGCAUACAAGCCUCGUCAAGUUCUGACACCAAGAGACAAGCUUGUCUUUCUGACCCGAUGCCUCCCGCUCCGCUCCUGGACACGGGAUCUUUACCGCAAGGCCUAGAGAAGAUACCUGGUCCAGAACAGAGCUCAUCGUUGUCUCGCUGGGCUGACUCGCCGUGGCAGCAGAACCUAUCGGCAGACGGCGCUGACAGCGCCAGGAAAAAGAAUGGACAAGUCGGUUGUAGUGAGGAAUCACACUGGAGACAAAAAUCACUGGCCCGUUCAACCAUGGCAGCUAGAAGCUUUUCAUCGCCGCAGGGUGAGCUGGAGAUGCAUCGCCUCAGAAGAGCUCUGGAAAGGGUCUCCUUCGACCAAACUCUUGGGGGAAGGCUGGAUGAAAGUGACGGGGAGACAAAGCCGCCAGACACGCUUUCACACAGAAGCCUCAAUGACUCCAGUGGACUCCUGUUCCCCGCCUCACCUCUGGACUGGGACAACUUCACAGACCCAGAGUACCUUUUUACCGCAGUUCCUCUGGAGGAUCCCCCGCCGGGUCAAUGCCGAGCCCUCAUUCACGGCCUUCUGGGCGGCAGACCUGUUUCCUGGGAAGUCACCGUGAACCUGGGCCACCUUUUGGUCCCUGAUGACCACAGAUCAACGGCAGUGGAAAGGUGUAGAAGUAAAGGAGGAGGAAUAGAAAGGGAGUCUUGGGAGGAGAUCAUUCACCAGCUGACUGCUCGAUCAGUAAUAAGAGACUUUGAGAGAAUGGCCGAGAGGGAGAACCAAACAGCGCAUGGUUCAGCGAAACGGUAUCGCGUGAAGGCCAUCCAGACCAGUAAACACUGCAACAUCAUCUCCAUGUACACCACCUUUACCAUCAUUGACAGCAACCCUAAUAAAAGCUUCCAGGACGGCUUGGAAGUCCAAAAUUCAGGGUUAGUUUUGGGAAGCAGUCGCAGUUCCCAGUCAGGCAGUCGCAGGCAGAAAACCUAUUCGUCAGGUGUGAGCAGAAGACCGAUCAGUAGAGACUGCGAAGAGGGUGAAGACACCUGGAACUCUACAGACGCCUUCAGUGGUGUUGCCUCAGUAACAACGGGCCCUUCGUCCACUCGUUCGCAGCGUUCUAUCGAGAGCAGGUCAAUGGAGAGCUUCUUUGGCACCAGGUUCCCCCUUGGCAGACUCAGGUCUUCAAUUUCAUCAGGACGUCAGGUUCCUCUCAAGUCCCACUGCCUGUCUGCAGAGACUGACAAACAAACGGAGAAUGAAGCUCCGGACUAUCUCCCCCUGGUUCACCUUCAGUUGGCAUCAGGAGCUUUCCUGCUUAGCGAGAUGUACGCCAACUGCGUCCAGAUCUCCUUGGACCGCCUGAAGAGGGCGUCACCUUACAGCCUGCACCGGCGCAGCCUCAGCCCGCCUUUCCGCUGCGCAUCUCCCAGCGCUCCUUCAUUGUCCUGCUCAGUCAAACCUCCCAGUCAACACCACGUUACCUUUUCGCCUUCCUCUUGCUCCCUGGCCAAAACAACCGCGCCACCUUUCCACCACACGCCAGAUGACACCCCACUGAUGCUGGAACCCAAGCUUCGCAGAAGACAGCUGUCAGACCGAGACCCCGUAACCUUAUCCCCGGAUGCUCCCAGCUCUGAGGAAGGCUCGUUAGAUCUACCGAGUGGCCAAAUUCAUGGCCAGGCGGACAGCGGUCGCGGGUCGGAGACGGACGUGGGCGAGGCGCUGCUGGAGCCGCCCUACCUUCAGGUGAGCAGCCAGUCGGCUCAAGACGACGUGGAGGGUUCGACCUGGGCGACCGCGGUGGCUCUAGCCUGGCUGGAGCAUCGUUGCGCAGGAUACUUCAUGGAGUGGGAGCUAGUGGCGGCUAAAGCGGACUUCUGGCUACGUGGCCUGGAGCUGCCUGAAGGGAUGGACCUUGCUGGGUUGAGGGGGGCUGCCAGACAACUGUUCCUACUGCUGCGCCACUGGGAUGAGAAUAUCAAAUUCAACAUGCUGUGUUAUAAUCCCAAUAAUAUGUGA